AUGGAAACCAUAUCGAAACGCUUUGAGCAGCUCGAUGUUUAUGGUAAAGUACAUUUGAAGUCAAAGCUACGAGAAAUUGCUUAUCCUGAUAUGAACUCCAUGUGUCCUCCUCCAAAAAAGGUGAAGACCAAGGGUGCUCCAAAAAAACCGCCGACCAAACAACAAAAGUCAACAAAACGCGAUUCGUCUUAUUGGGAGUAUGUUGAUGCGUUACACUCUGUGCAAAAUAAUAAUUCGUCAGUGAAGCGUAGUGCAUUAUCAUCUGAGGAACCAAUACAGAGACGGAAUAUUCCAAUGUUGGAUCAAUUUCAUCUGUGCAUCCAGGAUUCUAUUGAAAACAUUAUUGAUGUCAAAGCGGAUGGUAAUUGUAGUUAUCGGGCAAUAGUUGCGUUAUUGGGAAUAGGUGAAGAAUCAUGGUCAUUUGUGUGCAACCAUCUGCAUAAAGAACUGACAAGCAGGUCCGAAGAGUAUAUCAGCCAGGUUGGUGGCAUAGAGAGAUUUAAGUAA
This is a messenger RNA of Glycine soja, 507 nucleotides long. RefSeq lists its product as uncharacterized. Bases 1 to 507 code for a protein of 168 amino acids. The transcript has a single exon. The record is from RefSeq and is a predicted model, not a curated record. Lineage: Eukaryota; Viridiplantae; Streptophyta; Magnoliopsida; Fabales; Fabaceae.